This is a messenger RNA of Oryzias melastigma (Indian medaka), 3673 nucleotides long. It is a transcript of the gene dnajc14, whose product is annotated as DnaJ (Hsp40) homolog, subfamily C, member 14. The record is from RefSeq and is a predicted model, not a curated record. Bases 355 to 2340 code for a protein of 661 amino acids. The transcript is spliced from 7 exons. Gene Ontology annotation, molecular function: dopamine receptor binding. NCBI's taxonomy places the organism in Eukaryota, Metazoa, Chordata, Actinopteri, Beloniformes, Adrianichthyidae.
UAUAUAUUAGUCAAGGAACCCCGAAGAAGACCUUGGAGGCGGAAAAGAUUUUUUACCGGACAUGAAGAAGAGAGUAGAAGAAGAAGCAAGAGGAACAACAACAACACGGAUUGUUCACUUUUAAUUCCUAAAAAACGUGACCCAGCUUUUCCAGAGGUGCUGUCCUGCAGUAGAUGAGCUGUGUAUAAACACUCGGGAGUAGCUGCUGAAAACAAUGGAUCUGAGUUUGGCUGUUUGGAGCCCCCUGACUCAUCCUUUUUUGGGGGUUCUGGGAUAGCUCUAACAGAGACCAUGAAUCGUGGAACUGCUCUUUCAUGAAACUGCACAAUUCAGACAGACAGCAGUGAGAGGAGCAUGGAGCAAGAGGCAGCCGAGAAGAAGAUGGAUGACGGGGAGAUCCCUGAUGGCAAAUCUGCAUUUUUGACUAAUUUGAAUCAGUGGGAGGACAGACGAAGAGAUGAUGGCUGUGAGAAAGAGGACAACAUGGCUGAUUUCAGUUCUCAGGAAACGCCACAUCCUUCCCCUCUAGAAGACUCUGACACAGAAUGGUGUGGAUCCACGAAGGGCAAAGAGGAUACAGACGAGAUUUCUGAUGUGUUUGAGCAUAAUGGGAGUACAGAUCAAGAGAACCCAAAGGUUAUUAAUCAAGAGGAGGACGAAGCUGCAAAGGAGCAGCACAUGAACGGGGACUCUGGUUGGAGUAACGUGGGGGGUGGCCGAAAAUUUAAGUUUCGGAGCAGCGGAUCAGUGUUAGAGCAGAGCAGUCAGAGUACCUUCUCCUCCUUUCAAAAAAGCAACGUUGUGUCAAGUGGAGCGCGGCACAAGCAGACUCGCAAACGCAACCACCACCACCACCAUCAGCCAAACAGAGGACGGAGGCAAACCGGAAACCAACUCGUCAUCGCUUUCAAAGAAAUGCUGUCAGAGUCUCUGAGUUUCUGGUGCAUCUCCUGCAUCCAUAUGUUCAUUGAAAUCAUUGUGACGUUAACUCACAACUGCGGAGUGGGAGUGGAGACUGGCGCUGUGAAACUUUACAAUGUCGGACAGCAGAUCUUUGUAAAGAUCACUGACGUACCUGGAAUGAAGGAAGAUUUCAGUCGCUUUUUUAAAUGGACAAAAUUUACUGUAGCUGACCUGGUGGAUAAAACUUUAAAGUCCCUGAAGUGUGUAAAAACGGCAUUCUUGCACUGUUUCAGACUUUGCUGUACUUUAAUGACUCUGAGUUUCAAAUGGGGGAACGGUAUAGUGGUCCGUAUCGGUGGUGAGAGAGGAAAACACCUCUGGAUAGCUUUCCACGAGUCGAAGUUUUGGAAAAGGGUCGUUUCCCUGAUGGACAGAGUCCGAAAAUUGUUCCGGAGAGGCAGUCGGGUACCACCGUAUGCACCUGAGUCCCCAGAAAGAGCAGGGAGAUCUAUGCAAGGCCAGGAGUUGGAGCGACUUCUGGCUUUGGUGGAAGUACCGGAGGAGGAGCUCGACCCGUUUUCAGUACUCGGUGUAGAGGUGGACGCCACGGAGACGGAGCUGAAGAAGGCCUACAGACAGCUGGCUGUCCAGGUCCAUCCAGACAAGAACAAACACCCCCGUGCCGGAGAGGCUUUUAAAGUUUUAAGGGCAGCCUGGGAUAUCGUUAGUAAUCCCGACACACGGCGAGAGUACGAGCUGAAGCGCAUGGCAGCGACCGAGCUGUCAAAGUCCAUGAAUGAGUUCCUCACUAAACUGCAGGAUGACCUGAAGGAAGCCAUGAACACCAUGAUGUGCACCAAGUGUGAAGGGAAGCACAAGCGAUUUGAGAUGGAUCGGGAACCCGCAGAAGCCCGGUUCUGCGCCGAAUGCAGCCGCUGCCACAGCGCAGAGGAGGGAGAUUUAUGGGCGGAGUCCAGCAUGUUGGGCCUUCGCAUUACCUACUUUGCUUGUAUGGAAGGGAAAGUUUAUGACAUAACAGAGUGGGCGGGUUGUCAAAGAAUCGUCAUUUCCCCGGACACGCAUCGCGUGCCGUAUCACAUCUCCUUUGGUUCAAAGAACAACAGCAGCGCCACACGACACAGGAUGCCGUCAGAACACCCUCCUGGUCCAACAAAUCCUGCAGACCUGCAAAACUUCUUCAACAGAAUCUUCAAAGGCGGACCUCCGAAUGACAUGCCCGCCAAUGGAAGCUUCUUCCCCCCAGGUCCACCUCACCACCACCCUCCUGGAGCCGGGGCUGCUCCGUUCCCCCCGCCGCCCAGCCAGACGGGUUUCUUCAUGCCAGGCGGGCCUCGGCCAGAGUCCAGUGACACGUGGGCUGAAAGCGGCAAACCUCCAAGGAGAAGGAAGAAGGUCCGCAAGCCCUUCCAGAGGUGAAGCCGCUGACUUUUAGUGUAUUAAAAUGACAACGCAUGGAUAAAGGAUGUCUGUCCAUGGCUGUUUUUUGUCUGCCUGUUGGCACGCCAAAAUCUGAACUGGAGACAACAAAUGGUGAGGCUGAAAGCCGAGUCUGAGGGCCUGAAUCAUGAAGAAGAGCUGGUUGACCGACUGAAUGGUUAAACUGGCACUGAUUGUACUUUACCCUUUCUCGUCAGCAUUUUUUUAUUGAUGACUGUAGCCUUUGGAGUUUAAAUCCUUGCCAGGACGCCGUUAUGAAGUUUGUUUUUAUUUUCUCCAUCAUAAUCUGCCAAAUCCAUUAUCAUUGCAUGAUGUACUCAGCUGCAUUUUGAUGCUUCCGUUUUUUUUCUCUUUUGUUUUCUUUGUUGUUGAUUUGGAUGAAGUGAGUUCUGCUCAUGAACGGACGGAGUGAGAGUCGAGGAAAGAGUUUCAGUCAGUAACCAGAGCAGUACACGGAUCCGGGCAGCUUUACUCCAUCAGUGUUAUUCAUUACUGUUCAAAAGUUUAGUAAAAAUCUGAAUCGGCCACAUCCUCUUAUGUCGGGAGGAACUUUGAGUAGAUUUUCACUUUGGAUUUGCAGUUUAGAAAAGGUGAACAUACAGUAAAUGCAAAUAUUCCAAUAAUCUUUAAGAUGAUAUAACAGAGACUUCAUUAUCUCUUCAUUUCAAAAGGCUUCUACUGAAUUCAAAACGUUUACUUUGUCACUUAAAAAUAUUCUAAGCAUCUCCAGUAAAAUUCUGAGUGGAACUAUUUCUCCGAGUUCUCCUAGUCCAACAGAACAUUACUGUAAAGGUCGGACUCAUUAUUAUCAUUAUUAUUGGAAAAUACACAAACUUGACAAGCAGCAAUGCCACCAUUCAAUGCUAUGAAAGGUUUUUGCUUUUGGGGCAUAUUAUGAACACAACACUAAGUUUUGUCCAGAGAAGUCUAAAAACAACUGCAGCUACUUAUUUUGAACAUCUGCUCGUCUGUCUUUCAGAGACGCCACCUUUUAUUUCUGCUCGAGUCAGACUGUAAUGUCAUUUUUUUUUUGCACAAUUUUUGUGGUGUUUUGCUAAUAAAAGAAACAAAAAAACAUUCAUAAAUUGAAGUGGUUCAGAUUUGGGGCAACAUUUUUUUUUAACAAGAAACGAUCGGUUUGCAUAAAGAAUUUCAUUGUAGCGGUUGAACGUCUUUACCUGACGUGGUUAUGUCUGGGUAACGUGGAAAAUCAACACGGUGAGCUGUUUUGUAAGGGCUUUUAUUUUUCUUUUACUAAGAAUGUUGACAGUUGAAUACAAGUUUUCAAUAAAGUUAUUCUUUUUUGUCUUCA